Lotus japonicus is the source of this 1792-nucleotide messenger RNA. Its product is annotated as WD-40 repeat-containing protein MSI4-like. The transcript is spliced from 15 exons. Gene Ontology annotation, molecular function: histone binding. Bases 81 to 1604 code for a protein of 507 amino acids. The record is from RefSeq and is a predicted model, not a curated record. Gene Ontology annotation, cellular component: nucleus. Lineage: Eukaryota; Viridiplantae; Streptophyta; Magnoliopsida; Fabales; Fabaceae. Gene Ontology annotation, biological process: regulation of gene expression.
AUCACAACAAUAAACAAUAGGGUUAGAGUAGCAGCAGCAAGAGAGAAGCAAGAGUGUGUUCAGAGAGUGAGGAAGAAACCAUGGAGACUCCAACUCCUCCAUCUCAACAAGGCGUGGUGAAGAAGAAGGAAACCAGAGGCCGAAAGCCAAAGCCAAAGGAUGACAAGAAAGAUGAGCAUCAGAAAACCCCCAAGGAGACCAAGAAAGCUCAGCAACAACAGCACCAUCAUCAGCAGCAACAGCAACAGCAACAAUCUUCUGUGGAUGAGAAGUACACACAAUGGAAGUCUCUUGUUCCUGUCCUCUAUGACUGGCUCGCCAACCACAACCUCGUUUGGCCCUCUCUCUCUUGCCGAUGGGGUCCUCAGCUGGAGCAAGCUACCUACAAAAAUCGCCAAAGGCUCUACCUUUCUGAGCAGACUGAUGGUAGCGUUCCGAAUACUCUGGUGAUUGCGAAUUGUGAGGUUGUUAAGCCUAGGGUUGCAGCUGCUGAGCACAUUUCUCAGUUUAAUGAGGAGGCGCGCUCCCCAUUUGUGAAGAAGUACAAGACCAUCAUACAUCCUGGCGAGGUGAACAGAAUUCGGGAACUGCCGCAGAGUUCUAGGAUAGUAGCCACUCAUACUGACAGUCCUGAUGUCCUUAUUUGGGAUGUUGAAAGUCAGCCUAACCGCCAUGCAGUCCUUGGAGCUACAAACUCUCGUCCGGAUUUGAUUUUAACUGGACAUAUAGAUAAUGCAGAAUUUGCUCUUGCGAUGUGCCCAACUGAGCCCUAUGUGCUUUCUGGAGGAAAGGAUAAAACAGUAGUGUUGUGGAGUAUUGAAGACCAUGUAACAUCUGCCUCAGACUCCAAAUCUGCUGGGUCAAUUAUCAAAGGCGAAGGUUACGACAAGACUGCUGAUGGCCCUUCUGUUGGACCACGAGGUAUCUACCGUGGGCAUGAAGAUACUGUUGAAGAUGUGACUUUUUGUCCUUCUAGUGCACAGGAGUUUUGUAGUGUUGGAGAUGAUUCCUGUCUCAUCUUAUGGGAUGCACGUGUUGGUUGUAGUCCUGUGGUGAAGGUUGAAAAAGCUCAUGAUGCUGAUCUUCACUGUGUUGACUGGAAUCCCCAUGAUGAUAAUCUGAUUCUUACUGGAUCGGCAGAUAAUUCUGUUCGUAUGUUUGAUCGCCGCAAUCUCACCUCUAAUGGAGUUGGGGCACCUAUUCAUAAAUUUGAGGGUCACAAAGCUGCUGUUCUCUGUGUUCAGUGGUCUCCAGACAAAGCAUCUGUAUUUGGAAGUUCAGCAGAAGAUGGUCUCUUAAACAUCUGGGACUAUGAGAAGGUUGGUAAAAAGAUCGAGCGAGCAGGAAAAUCAAUAAAUACUCCUCCAGGGUUGUUUUUCCAACAUGCUGGUCAUAGAGACAAAGUAGUUGACUUCCACUGGAAUGCAUAUGAUCCAUGGACGAUUGUCAGUGUGUCUGAUGACUGUGAAAGUACUGGUGGAGGGGGAACAUUGCAGAUAUGGCGCAUGAGUGACCUGAUCUACAGGCCAGAGGAGGAGGUUUUGGCAGAGCUUGAGAAAUUUAAAGCUCAUGUGGUGGCGUGUGCUUCAAAGUCUGAAAAAUGAUAUACUUCAUGUGCAAAUGAGUUAGAUUAUUUUGUGGUGUUGUAUGAUUUCAAUCAUACUUUGGAUGUUUCUUAGCUUUUUAAACCACCCACGCGUGGGAAUGUUAGAGAGUUGGGAAUAUUGGAUUGCAGCAUAGAAUUUGCGGAGGUUUAUGUCCCUCAAAAUUAUUAUACCGUUGACUCUUUUAA